AUGGCGCCUUCGAUUAUCUCCACGCUCUCUUCCGUCCUGCUGCUCACCUCCUCGGUAUCCGCCACAAAGUCCUACCAGGUCGUCGACAGCUAUGACUCCACCAACUUCCUCGACAAGUUUGGUUUCUUCACGAGUGACCACUCGACCGGAAACUACAACGAUGUCGAUCCCACCGGCGGUUACGUUAGCUACAAGUCCGCUGCCGAGGCCCAGAGCAUGGGUCUCAUGAAAAUGAUCGGCCAGGACUUGUACCUCGGCAUGGACUCCAAAUCUGUCAUUGAUCCCAACGGUAUCGGGCGGAGCAGUGUCAGAAUCGAGAGCAAGACCAAGUACAAGCAGGGUCUCUUUGUCGCCAGCUUCUCUCACCUCCCCAAGCCCGUUUGCGGUGCUUGGCCUGCAUUCUGGACCGUCGGUAGCCCCUGGCCUUCAGGGGGCGAAAUCGAUAUUUACGAGACCUGGAACGAAGAUAAUGUCAACAAGGUGGUCUUACACACUGAUGAAAAGAUUGGCGAGUGUCGAGUCGACGGCAAGAACAUGACGGGAACUGUCAGCAAGCCCAACUGCGCCAACUUCGCUGCGGGCCAGGCUGACAACGAAGGUUGCGCCGGUCUGGAUCCCGCGGCCCCCUUCGGAUCUCCCGAGGGCGGUGUCUACGCCAUGGAGUGGACCGAUGACGCCGUCCGCGUCUGGGGCUUCACCCACGGCAACGUCCCCGCCGACUUGAGCAAGCCUGAGACCUUUGGCACCCCCAGCUUCUCCACCAGCACCUGCGCCGCCGACAAGCUCUUCGGCGAGGCCUCUCUCAUAAUCAAUUUGGACCUGUGCGGCGUAUCUGGCAACUCGGGCAUAUGGGAUGCCCCUGGAGGCUGCGCGGCCAAGACAGGAGGCGCCACUUGCAAGGAAUGGGUUGCCAAGAACCCUGCCGCCUUCGCCGACGUCUACUUCCAGCUCCAGUCCAUCAAGAUCUACAGCCUCAAGGAAAACGAGGCUGUCACUUCUGUGACCAGCCAGGUCGCUUCCACCGUUGCGUCUACCUCUGUUGCGGAGACCGCUGUUAGCUCUGUUCUGUCUUCCGGUAUCGCCUCCGAGAAGCCCGCCGAGACCGCUUCCGGUGCCGUUCCCACUGCUUCCGUCAUCGCUUCCGAGAAGCCGGCCGAGACCGCUUCCGGCGCCGUUCCCACUUCUGCCCCUACUUCAGUCAUCGCUUCCGAGCAGCCUGCUGAGACCCCUGCCGAGAGCCUGACAACUCGCUUGGCUACGUCCACUGUCUACGAAACCAGCAUCAAGACCAUCACGUCUUGCAAACCCGAAGUUACCAACUGCCCCGCCAGGCACACCCCCGUCGUCGUCACCGAGACCGUCGCCGUUUCCACAACCGUCUGCCCGGUCUUCGAUAUCUCGACCAAGUUGACCGUGUCCAAGACCGAGGUGGUCACCGUUACGUCUUGCGCCGGUGCUGGUACCGCCGACUGCGCCGCGAAGACCUCUACCAUCACCACGCACGAGGUCAUCCCCACCACGACUGCGAUUCCCGUCGAGAGCUACGUCCCGCCCAAGCCCACCGGCGGCAAGCCCGUCGGCGGCGUCACUACCGAGCUCAUCCCCGCGCCCACGACUGAGGGGCAGAAGCCGGCUCCCGCCACCACGGAUAUGCCCACCGUCCUGACGACCUACAAGACCAACAUCAUUACUGUCACGUCAUGUGCGCCAGAGGUUGUCAACUGCCCGGCCAGACUUUCCACCGUCGUGACCAGCCAGGUCAUUUCCACCACGAUCCCAGUCCCUGUCCCAGGCGUCCCUGCUACGCCCACCGAUGCUCCUCACAACCCUCCCGUUCCCGGCAGCGGCAAGCCCGCCACCACCCCCGGCGUUCCCGGCGUCGAGAACCCUACCGCUCCCGGCUCCGGCUCCGACUCCGGCAAGCCCUCCGCUCCUGUCGUCGGUGUUCCUCCCGUUGUUGCGCCUUCCGUGGGUGUUCCUACUGCUGGUGUCCCCCCCGCUGGACUCCCUACCGCUGGCGUGCCCCCGUCCCUCCCCACAACUCUAGUUGUCGCGCCUUCGUCGCCUUUCAACGGCACGCUUACCAGCGCCCGAACCCCUGUCGGGACCGGCUCUUCGUCUCCUUGCAUCGGCGCCGCGUGCCCAGCCACUACAACCGGCCCCGUCCUCGCCGGCGCUGGCAAGCUCGGCACCGGAUCGGUGCUGUUGGCCGCCGCGCUGGCAAUCUUCGUCAUGUAG
Colletotrichum navitas is the source of this 2238-nucleotide messenger RNA. RefSeq lists its product as uncharacterized. The record is from RefSeq and is a predicted model, not a curated record. The transcript has 3 exons. Lineage: Eukaryota; Fungi; Ascomycota; Sordariomycetes; Glomerellales; Glomerellaceae. Bases 1 to 2238 code for a protein of 745 amino acids. Gene Ontology annotation, biological process: glucan catabolic process. Gene Ontology annotation, molecular function: hydrolase activity, hydrolyzing O-glycosyl compounds.